Marmota flaviventris (yellow-bellied marmot) is the source of this 1240-nucleotide messenger RNA. RefSeq names its product lin-7 homolog A, crumbs cell polarity complex component (gene Lin7a). NCBI's taxonomy places the organism in Eukaryota, Metazoa, Chordata, Mammalia, Rodentia, Sciuridae. The record is from RefSeq and is a predicted model, not a curated record. Gene Ontology annotation, molecular function: protein binding.
GCUCCACUAAGCGCCGCGUCUGAAGAUCUGCUGCCACGGAACAGUUGCGUCUCCAUCUGGCUGUCAACCCACCCGAGCUUUCUUCUCCUCCUCCACCACCACCUUCCUGCCUUCCCCCUCCUCCCCCUCCUUUCCGUCUUCCCUCUCCACCCCCGCCCCCAAUCUCCUCCUCUUUUUCUCACUACAAGCGGUUGCUGAUGCUGAAGCUGAGCGUCACUUCGGCUCCCACGGCAGACAUGGCGACAUUGACAGUGGUCCAGCCGCUUACUCUGGACAGAGAUGUUGCAAGAGCAAUUGAAUUACUGGAAAAACUACAGGAAUCUGGAGAAGUACCAGUACACAAGCUACAGUCUCUCAAAAAAGUGCUUCAGAGUGAGUUUUGUACAGCAAUCCGAGAGGUAUAUCAAUACAUGCAUGAAACGAUAACUGUUAAUGGCUGUCCAGAAUUCCGUGCAAGGGCCACAGCAAAGGCCACAGUUGCAGCCUUUGCAGCUAGUGAAGGCCACUCCCACCCUCGGGUAGUCGAACUGCCAAAGACUGAUGAAGGCCUUGGUUUUAACGUGAUGGGAGGAAAGGAGCAAAAUUCUCCCAUUUAUAUCUCUCGCAUCAUUCCUGGAGGGGUGGCUGAAAGACACGGAGGCCUCAAAAGAGGAGACCAGCUGCUAUCGGUGAAUGGAGUGAGUGUGGAAGGAGAGCACCAUGAGAAAGCUGUGGAACUACUCAAGGCUGCAAAGGACAGUGUCAAGCUGGUGGUCCGAUACACCCCGAAAGUCCUGGAAGAAAUGGAGGCUCGCUUUGAGAAGCUGCGGACAGCCCGGCGUCGGCAACAGCAGCAAUUGCUCAUUCAACAGCAGCAGCAGCAGCAGCAACAAACACAGCAAAACCACAUGUCCUAGGCCCUUGAAGGAAAGCUACUUGAUCCAACAUCUAAUAGUCACAAGUUUGAAAAACGUGCUUCAGAAUCCCAGCACAUAGUAAAGGAAAAGACAACACUGAUAAUUAUACCUGUCAAGAAGCUGUGAACACAUGGUGUAUAAAUUCUUUACCACGGCAACUCGACACCUUCUUUCUCUGGGCUUGAGCAGCCCUGUCGCCCCCACUCCCUGUUCACUGGCUCUUUACACACACAGACCUUCCAUUCACUGCAGUGGGAAUUCUCAGUGUGUAGAGGGAGAGAUGCUUUCCAGUCUGCAGACCGAAACAGUGUGAGAAGAGUAAAGUCUGUGACUUUGGAAUAAAU